This is a messenger RNA of Gigantopelta aegis, 3689 nucleotides long. RefSeq names its product serine/threonine-protein kinase MARK2-like. The transcript is spliced from 8 exons. NCBI's taxonomy places the organism in Eukaryota, Metazoa, Mollusca, Gastropoda, Neomphalida, Peltospiridae. Gene Ontology annotation, molecular function: protein serine/threonine kinase activity; ATP binding. Bases 113 to 2047 code for a protein of 644 amino acids. Gene Ontology annotation, biological process: protein phosphorylation; intracellular signal transduction. The record is from RefSeq and is a predicted model, not a curated record. Gene Ontology annotation, cellular component: cytoplasm.
GAUCGAUAAAAAACGUGCGAAGGCCGAUUCCUACGUGAGAAAAAACUUGCGACGAGAGGGGAAGUUACUUCAACAAGUUCGACAUCCAAACGUUGUGCAGUUGUUGGAAAUUAUGGAAACCGAAAACAGCUAUUAUCUCGUCACGGAGCUCUGCCAAUCCGGCGAUUUAAUGGACUAUAUUUGUAAGCGGAAGAAGCUGGAUGAAAAGGAAGUUAGGCGGUACAUUGGCCAGAUCGUGUCCGCCGUAGACUACCUCCAUCGAUCGGGAAUACUUCACAGAGAUCUCAAAAUAGAAAAUUUGCUGUUGGAUGAAAACAAAGAUAUCAAGAUAAUAGAUUUCGGACUGAGUAACUCGAUCCGGGUGAUCAACACGGUGGACGGACCGCGCGCCCAGGAGUAUUGCGUCACUCAGUGUGGUAGCCCCGCCUACGCCGCCCCAGAACUCCUAAGUCACAAGAAAUACGGACCGCAGGUCGACAUUUGGAGCAUCGGUGUCAACAUGUAUGCCAUGUUGACAGGAAACCUUCCUUUCACCGUGGAGCCGUUCAACAUCAAAACACUACACAACAAGAUGAUGAAAGGCGACAUGAACCCGAUACCGGUGUCUCUUACCAAAGAGUGUAAAGAUUUGAUGAAGAGGUUUCUAACACCAGACCCCGGCAGACGGAUAGCCCUCAACGAAGUAAUGCGACACCCGUGGUUAACAGAUGGCCAUAACCGAUCUAUCCAUCGACAUCCAUACCCAAACAAACUGAAAGCCGACGAGAUGGACAACUCCAUUUUGAAACAUAUGAGCGAGAACAUGGGUUUCAGAAUGGGGGAAAUCAUCCGCUUUGUUACCGGAAACGUGCCUAGUUCAGCCAACGCCACCUACCAGAUGUUACACCGGAAACACAUUCGAUACAAGGCGGAUCUCAGAGUGAAGGGCAAGGUCCCGGCGACAGACGCCAGGCUUAUCGAACCCACGAGAAUUUCUCUAGUAUUCCAGGAUAUUCCAUCGAAGAAAACCACCAUCGUGCCUUUCAACCCUAAGCUGUUGUCGAAGAGACAGAAGGAUGAGAAUGGAUGCCAGCUCUCGCCUCGCUGUCAUCUUGCGCAUGCGCCGCAUUUUGAGCAUGACGUCACACUGGUGGAAGUAGAUGAGGUGGAAACCAAGGUGGAUACAAGCCGACAAAACCCGCCAGAUAAACCUUCUGUGCCAAAUGAAGUUCAUGUAUCUCAGUCAGCCCCUUCAUCCCCGUCUACACGGCAUCCUCCUCCUCACCCGAUCACUGGCGAAACCAAGCGGCAGCAGAACCAGACGCCAAGAGCUCCACCAAUCAAACACGCAAAAGAUACUCAGAAGUAUUCUCAGGCUACUCCUAGACCAAUCCCGGUCACACGACAUCACGGGCAUGCGCAGACAGCCCGGACGGAAAGCGAUCGUAAGACAUUUCAAACACCUAGGCUGGGUGUUCCUGUGAAAACUGGUCCAUCAUACGGGAAAAAUAAAGUAGUACUAUCACCAAGACCACCCCAAGGUGUUGUUAAUCAAAACGCAGCUGGCCACGCAAAUGGAAGAAUGUUCGUGCAUUUCGGAAAACGGUCCGUCCCUUUUAAAAACGUUCCCCCAUCAACUAGUGUGGAUAUACCGACAGAAGAACCGAAAACCGUGCCCUUAAUAUCUACACCUCAAACACGUGUUCAUGCAAACAUUAGCGCCGACUUUCGACCAGCAAUGAAUAGAACCAUACAGCACGACCUGAAACAGGCAGACACAGUUAAUUCGUACACAAACGAUCAAAAGACGGAAUAUAUCUCGGAAAACAGACCAGCGUCCCCGCUGAAAAAAGCAAAGAUUCACAGGCGGCUGUUGAAACGAGUAAGGAAAGACAUGACAGAGAAAUACAGCACGGACAAGUUAGAUGUAGUGGCUGAGAAACUCUUGUUGGAUGUGAAUCACGCAGAAUCAACAAGCACAAAACCGCAGACGACUGAUUCGGCAAGCAGAAAGGAUUCUUGUCCUGUGUUACAUACAGUAUCACCCCAUUCAGUUAGAACACAGUAGAUGAGUUUCUGGAAAUCAAAUAGCAGCUAUUAUCAUUCAAAGCAAUGUUGAACAGUCCUGAAAUGGGCAUAGACCAAGAGUCUCCAGCAAACAUGGAAUCUGCAUCCAUGUCAGUGUAGGGAAUAUGUCUGAUUUUGUGAGCUAGGGACCUAUUAAGGACCCAAGAUACUACCCGGGGUGGGGAAUACAGUAGCAUGAUCAUAUCCACACUAAGUUCAGACAUGUCUACUUCGGGUCCAAUUGCUACCAUCAUCACAUGCUGGAUCCGGAUCAGGACUGGUGCUUAUAAAAACUUUUUAGAGUCCAGACUCAAGACUCUAAUAAAGUCUGAGACUGUAAUGGCAUGACAACGCCAUACAAAUUGUAUGCGUGUGAGUCAUUAGAGAUUGAGCCUGGACUCUAAACGUAUCAUAAGCAUGGCCCCAGGUACUAUUCUGGUCAGGUCAUAGAGCUUAACGUGCACAUACAGAGCAAGCUGUUGUAGCAAACGCCUGCCAUGGGCAGGAAAGGUUUUGGGGUGAGAGGAGGGAUCGCCCGCGCUGGCAAGUGCAAGAGGACACCAGCAGCCCGACCAGGGUCGGUCGCGGGCUGGGGCAUUUGUAGUGCUAUUGAAUUUUGAAUGUCCCGUAGGAUUAAGUCCAAAAUAUAAAGUUUGCGCAGUUUUCAUGAGGUAAUUUUGAGUCAUAAUUUGGAACGGUUCAUCGAAAAGAAAUGGAGCUAUUUCAGUAAUUUUAACUGAAAUGUAGCUCAUAUUAUUCCGUCCCUGUGUAUGCAUAAUAUAUUAAUUUAAAGGGGAACAACUCUAAUUCUAUUUUGGCAAAUCUUACUUUCGAGAAACAUAGAGCUUGUGCCCAAGAGAAGCAUGUAUAAUAUGCAUGUAUGUCUGAAUGAAUGUUUGCCACGGUGGCUAUCUGCCACGCUCUUGAUUCACUGAUGACGUUUAACAAAGAGGAACAUUAACUUACUGUUUUGUUGUUUAGACUAAUACAUGCAACUAUUUCACCAGUCAACUGCAUACACUGUGUGUACUAUGUACACAUAUUAGCUGGUGUCUAUCCGGAUUGUUUAAAAUCGAGAAUUGUGGCGAUUUUGGAGAGUAGAACAAAGAAAAGAAGAAAGAAACAAGAAUAUAGUAUUUGUUUAUGCGUAUGUGCAGCCAUUUAUCAUUCCAGUCUGUUACUAACAGUGUUAGUUGCAUGUGUGUCUUGAUGAAUUAAUAUGCUGCUCAAACACUGUGAUAAUUCAGUGGAAUUAGUGAAGUUCAUCACAUAGACAAUUUUUAUUAGACUGUGUUAUUUUUCUACUGUACAUGUACUUUAAUUAUCUGCUAUAUUGAUGUAGAGACAUACGUGAUCUCCAUCGAAAGACGGGAAAGUAAAAUCAUGAAGUGUAAGCUAACCUUUAACUAAUUUAAAGCAGUGAUUCUUAACAGUUUUUGUCCCUUCUUCCCAACCCAACGACCUUUCAUGCCAGCAUUUUCCACUCGGUGAUCAUUCACCCCCACCUCACCCCCACUUCCCAAAAUAUUACGAUGCCCCACCCCGAGGAAGAAGUCCGUAAUUAUGUAAUAUUCUAUAAGAGGAAUAUCAUGGAAUGCCUUACACGAUGGUAUGGAAGACGGUUGUGGUGUUUGUUAAGACGC